CGGGGCGCUCGGCCGCGGCCGCCCCCGCCGUCCGCGCCGCCGCCGGCCGCGCGCGAGCUGAUCCAGCCGUCGGUGAGCGAGCUGUCGCGGGCCGUGCGCACCAACAUCCUGUGCACGGUGCGCGGCUGCGGCAAGGUGCUGCCCAACGGGCCGGCGCUCAACAUGCACCUGGUCAAGAGCCACCGCCUGCAGGAUGGCAUAGUCAAUCCAACAGUCAGAAAAGAUUUGAAAACAACACCGAAAUUCUACUGCUGCCCAAUCGAAGGGUGCCCGCGGGGGCCUGCCAGACCGUUUUCUCAAUUUUCCCUCGUCAAGCAGCACUUCAUGAAAAUGCACGCCGAGAAGAAGCACAAAUGCAGCAAGUGCAGCAACUCCUACGGCACCGAGUGGGACCUGAAGCGCCACGCCGAGGACUGCGGCAAGACCUUCCAGUGCACGUGCGGCUGUCCCUACGCCAGCAGGACCGCCCUCCAGUCCCACGUCUACCGCACCGGCCACGAGAUCCCCGCAGAGCACAGGGAUCCUCCCAGCAAGAAAAGGAAAAUGGAAAGUUACCUCCACAACCGGAAGCUGUCCGGCAAGACCACCGAGUCGUCGAACAGCCAGCCGGGCCCGGGAGCCGAUACUCAGGAACUCGAUGCUUCAGACAUAAAGCUCGUGGCCGCGCUAGCCGACGCGGGCAGCCCGGCCUCCAGGAAGCAGAUUCUCACGGCGCCCCCGCGGUACCCCCAGAAGCUGCUUCUCCCCAAGCCCAAGGUGGCCGUGGUCCGGGUCCCCGUGAUGCAGCUCUCCCCCGUGCCUGUGCUCGUGCCCGCGGCCGACUCCUCGGCGCCCCCGGUGCUGCUGGGCAUGGACCACCAGGCCGCGGCGCCGGGCGCCCUGCACCUCCUGCCCCUGUCCAUCGGGACGCUGAUCCUCGGCCUGGACUCCGAGGCCUCCCUCAAGGACAGCCUCCCCCUCUCCAAACUGGUGGCGCCCGUCAGUACCGGCGUGCAGGUGAACCUGGGCAAAGCUGCAGCCGCCCUCUCCCCAGACCCCGGAAGCGCUGGUCAGAAGAGCAGCGACGUGCAGACUGACGUGUCCUACGCCCCGCAGCACUUCGUGCCGUCCGCCCCGUGGGCCGGCCCCGACUCCUCCGUGUCGGCUUGUUCGCAGACGGACCUGACCUUUGGCUCUCAGGUCUCCCUGCCCGUGAGUGUUCAGACCCAGACCCGGGGGCCCGGCACCAAGGCCACCGCCACCAUCGCCGCGCAGACGGACGCGUUCCUCGACGUCCCUUUCCCGCCCUCUGGGAUCUCCAGGGAAACCCAGACCAGCGCACUGCAGAGCCCAGCGGAUGAGCGUGUCCACAUGGACCAGGCUGUGAUGUGUGGGGACAUUUUUGAGACCGUCCCCCCGCCGUACGACGUCGCCACCGACAGCAUCAUCGGCGGCAGCUUAGUCGCAGAGACAGUCACCCAUGAUUUGUUACCUCAGGACCAGCCGAAAGCUUUAGACGUGGAAAAACCCGCACCCAUGAUGAGCUUCGGCGCACAGAACCACAUCCUUCCUCCACAGAACAUGACGGAUAAUCAGACCCAGACCAUCGAUCUGUUGAGCGAUUUGGAAAACAUCUUAUCGAGCAACCUGCCCGCGCAGACCCUGGACAACCGGAGUCUCUUGUCCGAAGCCAACCCUGGGCCCGACGGCCAGCUCCCGGCCGGCCCGGCCCCGAACCCUGCCAUCGACUUUGAUAUCGAAGAGUUCUUCUCGGCCUCCAACAUCCAGACACAGACGGAGGAGUGUGACCUCGGCUCCGUGCCCCCAGAGCCCGUCCUGGAGUCGCUGGACAUCGAGACGCAGACCGACUUCCUCCUGGCCGACGCCUCGGCCCCGUCCUACAGCUGCAGGGCCAGUUCCAACUUCCUGGGCCUGGAAAUGUUUGACACGCAGACCCAGACGGACUUGAACUUCUUCCUGGACACCAGCCCUCACCUGCCGCUGGGAAACAUCCUGAAGCACCCCAGCUUCUCCAUGAGCACAGAGUCGUCGGACACGGAGACCCAGACGGAAGGGCUGGUGGCCGCCAAGAGCCUGCCGGCUCUCGAGGGCAAGGUGCGGCUGAACAGCGCAGAAACACAGACGGUGAGUUCCGGCUUCGAAACCCUGGGCAGCUUGUUCUUCACCAGCAACGAGACGCAGACGGCGAUGGAUGACUUCCUCCUGGCCGAUCUGGCCUGGAACACGAUGGAAUCUCAGUUCAGCUCAGUGGAGACCCAGACGUGUGCGGAACUGCACUCGGUCUCCGACUUCUGACGGGACAGGCCCCCCCGAGGCGCAGUGUCCGGCUCCUGCAGGGAGCCUCGGUGUCGAACGCUCGACGCCGGCCGUGACGCGGGCACUUCCGCUCCUGACAGUUCUUUGCCUUUCGUACUUGUGAACAUGAAAUUUGUGUGUAAAUGUGAGUGUAUUACAACGUGUACUAAGUUGACCUCAACAUGACUGUGUGUUGCCUGUGUUUGCCCUUUCCCUGCUUGUCUUCCCGACUUGAAAAGAUUUUACAUCUUAACUGAAGCCGGGCUCGCCAGCGACGGGGGCUCCCCACCGUUCCGUCCGGGCGUCCCGUCGGAAGCUGCUGUCUCCUGAGGGUGACGACACGUGAGGCUCCACCCCCAGACUCCAGGGUCGUGCCUCAGUGGUUCGAGACUCAUGCUCAUUCUUCGGGAAAACUGCCUUUCCCUCUAGCGACAGUUCUCCUGCCACCAGACCACCCCGUCUCCGCACACCCCAUCCCUGGGACCGCCGUGCAUGUCACACUUCCCUCCCGGGAGCCGUGUCGCUGUAAAUUCCUGCUUCGAGAAAGGGCAGCAAGCGUGUGGUGUCCCGAGACCCUCCGAGUCUCGCCAGCAGUAAGCGCCCCCUGCCCCGCCCCGCCCCCACCCAGCAGGCAGUGAAUUGUAGAGUCGGGCCUGGUGGCCCAUCCACACUGGACAGUCCCUGAAGUGCCCCCACAGGCCACGUCUGCGUCCUGUUGCUCUAAAUGUUUUUAACGCUAGCCCAAAGGACAUGCCCCCGAAACGUCACUACACUUCUUCUAAGCUUGAUAGGGCAAAGGUACAGCAUAGUCUCGUGUUCCGUAUACGUCGUCGUUCGAGAGUGACUCCUCUCCUCAUCCAUCUCUUUCCUUGCAUAAAGACAGGUGUCGGUCUAACAAGGAUAUUUGUGCCUUGAGGAUAGCACAGAGUAGCUCAUUCUGGAAGGGGAGUUUGCGUGCGGUUCAUUUUGUGUCGCGAGGGUAGAACCAGUCACCUUCCGACGAAAUGAAGGUGCCGUCUCCGGGGCGCUCCUAUGCCAGGAAGUCCCGGUUAGGGCCCAGCCUGCAGGAAAGGAGGAUUCAGUGCGGCCUGUAAGGUCUUCUGAGUUCCUUCACACGUGUUGCUGAAGGCUAACGCCUCCAAAUUCAGUCUCGGGGCAGAGCUCCUCGGUCGCUCACGCCGAGUACCCCAGCGUUGCUGUUCAGUCUCCAGAUAAUCACCGAGCGUGGGAAUAACAUAUUCUGGGGAGAUACACACUACCUGGUAGACAAUGUGUGCUUGUUUGCUUUGGCCACAGUUGUUAGGAAUUUGGGUUUCAAAACAAGCAUUAAGCCUUAACUUAGAACUUUUAUUGUUUUAGAAUUGUCACUGCCUUAAUGUUACAAUAUCUAUUUAAGUGCUCCUGGUGAAGGAGAAAUGCAUGUUUGUUUAUGGCUUUUUGUAAAUAUAAACGCAGUACUCUGUUGCUUUAAUUUCUGUUGUUGUUGUUUCUGUGAUGUUGGUUAAUCAGGCCAAUAGUUAUUUACAGAAAAAACUAGAGCAUGUAAUAAUUCUUUAUGUACAUGUAAAAGCUGUUUCCCCACCAAACCUUGGUUAUCUGAAUUGUUCUAAGAUUAUUUGUAAGCUCUGAAACUUAGUGAUUAAAGAGAAGAAAGAAUUCU
Messenger RNA from Sorex fumeus (smoky shrew), 3955 nucleotides. It is a transcript of the gene ATMIN, whose product is annotated as ATM interactor. Gene Ontology annotation, cellular component: nucleus. Lineage: Eukaryota; Metazoa; Chordata; Mammalia; Eulipotyphla; Soricidae. The coding region runs from base 163 to 2295 and encodes 710 amino acids. Gene Ontology annotation, biological process: regulation of transcription by RNA polymerase II. The record is from RefSeq and is a predicted model, not a curated record. Gene Ontology annotation, molecular function: transcription cis-regulatory region binding; DNA-binding transcription factor activity, RNA polymerase II-specific. The transcript is spliced from 4 exons.